Messenger RNA from Opisthorchis viverrini, 2632 nucleotides. RefSeq lists its product as hypothetical. Gene Ontology annotation, molecular function: hydrolase activity, acting on acid anhydrides, in phosphorus-containing anhydrides; DNA helicase activity; damaged DNA binding. The transcript has 19 exons. Gene Ontology annotation, cellular component: nucleus. The record is from RefSeq and is a predicted model, not a curated record. Gene Ontology annotation, biological process: transcription by RNA polymerase II; nucleotide-excision repair; positive regulation of mitotic recombination. Lineage: Eukaryota; Metazoa; Platyhelminthes; Trematoda; Opisthorchiida; Opisthorchiidae. Bases 1 to 2541 code for a protein of 846 amino acids.
AUGUCGUCGGAAGCCUCCCACCAGUGGGACUAUGAAGAAACGCGUUCGUCGUCCAGCGAUAGCACUCUUUUGGUGCCCAGCUGCCAUGCCACCCAGAGGAAGUACGAGAACUGGGAUGAUGCCAGGUCGCCAAAGCCUAGACAAGGGAAGUCGAGAGACAGGUUGGUUUCGAACCGCGGGCCUUCUGAUGAAGUAAAUAUCGACGGGAUUCUUGUCUAUUUUCCAUACGAAUAUAUCUACCCUGAACAGUACCAUUAUAUGCUAGAGUUAAAGCGAACUUUGGACGCAAAAGGUCAUGGGGUUUUGGAAAUGCCAUCUGGCACGGGGAAAACAGUAUCGUUACUUUCCCUGAUCGUGGCUUAUAUGAAGGCCCGCCCCGGAGCGAUUGAAAAAUUUAUUUACUGUUCUAGAACAGUUCCAGAAAUAGAGAAGGUUGUUGAGGAGCUCAAAGUUCUUCACAAGUAUUAUGCCACAGAGACAAACGAAGACGGCUGUGGCCUGCUGGCGAUUGCACUCAGUUCACGGAAAAACCUGUGCAUUGAACGCGAUGUACGCCGUGCGGGUGACGGGGCCGCUGUUGAUGCCGCUUGUUUCCGACUGACUGCCAGUUUUGUUCGUAAGAAACAUGCGAGCGACGCAUCAACACCUUCAUGCAAAUUUUACGAGGAAUUCGAUUUGCAUGGUCGGGAGCAGCCUCUUCCCUGUGGAAUUUACAACCUGAUCAUGCAUGCCAAUAUAAUCGUUUACAGUUAUUUUUACCUCCUGGAUCCCAAAAUCGCGAAUCUGGUUUCUCGUGAUCUUCCCAAAAAUUCAGUCAUCGUGUUUGAUGAGGCCCACAAUAUCGAUAAUGUGUGUAUAGAAUCCAUGAGUUGUGUGCUAACUCGGCGGUCCUUGGAAAAAGCCACGACUAGCUUGAACCGACUGACAGAUCGCGUAAAAGAUGUGAAACAACACAACGCCGAACGACUGAAGGAGGAAUAUCAAAGACUCGUCGAAGGUCUCCGGCAAGCCCAAGUGGCCAAGGAAACGGACCAAGUACUUGCGAAUCCCAUACUACCAGAUGAGAUCCUGCGUGAGGCGGUCCCCGGUUCUUUACGCAGUGCCGACAGUUUUUUGGCUUUUCUUCGGCGCUUUUUGGAGUACGUCAAACUUCGUUUACGCAUAGCUCAUGUGGUUCACGAAACGCCGGUCGCCUUCCUUCGAGACUGCUUGGAGAAAGUGUGCGUGGAUCGACGGCCCCUUCAGUUUUGCGCUGAACGGCUACGGUCACUAUUGAACACACUUGAACUGGCUGAUUACGCGGAGUUUUCCAGUCUCACUUUGUUGUGUAAUUUCGCCACACUAGUUGCCACGUACACUCGCGGUUUCUGCCUCAUCAUCGAACCUUUUGACGAGCGUUCGCCCACGGUGAUCAAUCCAGUUUUAUAUUUCUAUUGCAUGGAUGCCAGUUUGCCAAUUCGACCCAUCUUCAGUCGGUUUGCCAGCGUGAUAAUCACGUCGGGAACCCUCUCCCCACUUGACAUGUAUCCACGUAUUUUGGACUUUCAUCCGGUGAACUCUGCCUCGUUCACAAUGACUUUGGCCCGCAGCUGUGUGCUUCCCAUGAUUGUAUCAAAAGGAAAUGACCAGGUUCCAAUGACGACGAAAUUCGAGAGUAGGGAGGACAUGGCUGUUGUGCGGAACUAUGGACAUCUGUUAGCCCAGCUAGCUUCAGUCGUACCCGAUGGGAUCGUGGCUUUUUUCCCGAGCUAUCACUAUCUGGAAUCCACUUUUGCAACGUGGUACGAACAGCAUUUGAUUGAACAAAUCCAACGCCACAAGCUACUGUUCGUGGAGACGCAGGAUGCAGAAGAAACUAGCCUCGCGUUGGCUGCCUACCAUCGAGCAUGCGAAAAUGGCCGUGGAGCAGUCCUGUUGUCCGUUGCUCGUGGUCGUGUUUCUGAAGGAAUCGAUUUUGAUCAUCACCUUGGGCGCUGUGUCAUUAUGUUUGGUGUCCCUUACGUGUACACACAGAGUAGAAUAUUCAAGGCCCGAUUGGAUUUCCUCCGAGAACAGUACAACAUUCAGCCCAAUGAAUUCAUCACUUUCGAUGCAAUGCGGCAUGCAGCACAAUGCUUGGGUCGUGCCAUUCGCGGCAAAUCUGACUACGGAAUCAUGAUAUUGGCUGAUAAGCGAUAUGCCCGAGCUGACAAGCGUUCAAAAUUGCCCGGAUGGAUCCAGUCUCAGUUGCAAGAUGCGUUUGUGAAUCUAUCCACUGAAGAAGCCGUUCAGGCUUCUCGACGUUUUCUACGUUUGAUGGGCCAGCCUUUUAACAAGGAGGACCAGUUGGGUUUAGCUCUAUUAACACGUGAACAUGUUGCAAAGCUAGUGGCCCAAAACCAAGCAGCGUCAAUUCGGCCUGGAAACCCUCUAAAUCCUGGUGAACCACCCGCUAGUCUGACAACCGCAAGUGGGCAUCCUUUGAACAGUCAACAAAACCCAUACGGUCCACAGACAUCGGCUGUCCCUCGGGUCAUAUCUACUACAACCACCUUCAUCUGACUUCAUGUUUCAAUUAUUUGUACAUACGAUUCGUUUUUUAACGCCAACACAUUUAUCAUAUUCUUCGUCUUUCUAACUCCUUGUAGCAAAG